AUGCAGCAGGACGCCGCAGACACGAACCCGUUCAAAAGGCUGGCCCAGCAGGAGCGGGAACGGGAACUUCUGGAGAAAGAGCAAAAAAGAGAUCACGGGAAAGGAGGCCCAUUUCCAGAUACAGAUCAAGAUAGGGCAAGCAGCAAGGCCGCAGAUGGAGCACACGCCAGCUCGGUUGGAUGUUCUCGACCACCGAUUCCAGUAGCCCCCGUUCUGGUGGAGCGGACGUCUGUCGGUUCGAUACCCCAGCAGAGCAUUCAGAAUCAGCGUGAAUCGUUUGAAAGAGGACACCGGCCACCCACAAAUGCCACUCCCACGAGCGGCGGACCGCCGGUGUCGCACGCCGGUGUUUCCAAUGGCGUUGUCAAAGGCUCCCCGAAUGGCGGGUCGGGGGACGACUACUCGAACUUUGUGGACAGCUACGCAGAUUCCAAUUCCGACAUAGACUCGGAUUCAAGCUCGGAUACAGACAGCGAGGUUCUCCAGCCAAUUGAACCCUCCUCGGUGACGGAUCUGCUGUCACAAACGCUGUCGGAAGAAGAGCCCCUUCAAAAUCAAGUAGACCAGCCGAUUCAGUCGCCGUCGUAUCCAGCGAGAGUCACAAAGCUUCCAAAUUUAGAACCAGCCCUCAACCACCCUUCUCACAUCUCUUCCGCAACCCCGAGACGGUCCGAGAGUUACUCAUUUGGCUCUCAGGCUCGCAAUGCUUCUGACUCUCCGGCUUCUCCUGCCACCCUGUCAUCGCAAGUUUACCCCCAAUCGCUUAACGAAAGCACGGCAAUACCGGUUGAUUCGCCAUCUUUAGAAGCUUCAUCCCGACUUUUCAGCACUGGGCAAUAUCCAAACUCGGCAGCACCUAUCCCUCCGUUGAGGCCACUUCCUUCUGCAAAUAACCCUGGCAAAGUCAGGAGUAGGCUGUCGAGCUUGGACCCAGGAUCAAGCUCUAGCAUCCCCUCCAUUUCGUAUUAUGGAGACUAUGGAGGGGCUGCAGUACCCAACAAAGGUGGCCAACUGCGACCCAUUGUACCUAGUAGCUCAAACACUCUACUUUCCUCCAAGUUGCCUGUUCACCCCGCCUCUCCAAGUCUGCCUUCAAGACCUUCUGCCGAAUCACCGAUACAAAGCUACCAGGCUUUCAAUGGCAACGGCAGGAGAUUUAGCGGUAAUGAUAUUCAGCAACAAAAUGGCUCACAAUUUGGUCUUACCCCGACUGUUUCAACUCCUGUCUUAUCUCCGAAAGUUGAAGACAUGCACAAUGCCCAGUCCCCUCACUCUUUCUCUGGCAACACACCGCAGAGGUAUGCAUACCCGAAUCACAACACUGCAGAACCAGCUUCUCAGCGUUUUCCAUUUACCGAGCAUCCAGAGCUGAGAAGUUCUGUACCUGUUAUCACAGUCUCUACUCCCGAAAAUGAAGCGCCUCUAUUGUCUCGAAAACCUCAGUUGCCAAAAAGACCUCCACGUUUGUCUAGUGGUUCGGCAUCUGCGUAUGAGCUUUUAGAAAACUUUGGACGUCGUUCCUCUAUUGCUACCAAUUCCGACAGACCACCAGUGGGGACAACAUCCAAUCAAGAAAGGUCAAGUGAUGAUUUGGAUAUGGAAAGUCUGAGAAAUUUGGGUAUCACGGAGGAAAUGAUCAGACAACAAAAGGAGAUUGAAGAAAGGAUCCAGAGAGAAAACGUAAAAGAAAAGGAGUUACGAAAUCAGCUCAUUCAGCAAGAAAGAGUACAGAAUAGUCAAGCCAAUACCUCCAUUCCAUCCAAUAACACGGGUGGUCAAUCAAUGUCGAACGUUUCGAUGACUUCGGAUUUAUCAGCUGGACAUAUCUCCACUGAAUCACACGAAAGUGAGGAAGUUCCUGAUGACGUUUCCCAGCUAGAGAUUCCAACCAGUAUUUCAAGAACGACUACUGCCUCUGGAGACACCACGUCGGAUGUUCACUCCGCGACCAGUUUGUCUCCUUCUUCAGCUGAUUUGCUUGUCAACGAGGAUUUGACGGAGGAGGAGUUCAUAAGCUUACUUCCCCCAGUCCCUACCUAUACGCAGGAACCUGGUGAAACCGAAAUAUCGAUUCCCAAUGGAAAGGCUAUUGACAUCAUGAGCAUAAACGAAAACCACCCGGAACAAAGCCCACCCGAGUAUACUCCAGUUUCUGAUGCUCUGAAGAAGAUCAUUAAUAGACCACAAUUUUCGCAAACCGGGGGCGACAAUUUGAGCAUGCGGCGAAGGCAGCAGCUGGAGCAGCAGCAACAACAACAACAACCGCCACCUCAACACCACCGCCAUAUUAGCCAGAGUGGCCAACGUAUGUCAAGUUCUUCGCGUCAUCGUAGCGGAAGCGGCACGAGCACGAGCACGAGGCUUUCCUCUAGAACCACUGCGGAGCCGAGGACGACGGCAAGAAGACUACCACCGACACGGUCUAUGGCUCCAUAUAGCAGCUAA
This is a messenger RNA of Pichia membranifaciens NRRL Y-2026, 2445 nucleotides long. RefSeq lists its product as hypothetical. The transcript has a single exon. The record is from RefSeq and is a predicted model, not a curated record. NCBI's taxonomy places the organism in Eukaryota, Fungi, Ascomycota, Pichiomycetes, Pichiales, Pichiaceae. The coding region runs from base 1 to 2445 and encodes 814 amino acids.